CAUAGAUAUUCAUAUAAAUAUAACACAAGUCUCUAGAAGAAAUAAAGGGAGGUGAAUUUAGAGAAUACCUAUUUGUCUAAGAGCAAUUCACCAGGAUUUCUGCAUCCUCCUUAUCUGGUAACCGCUUCUGGUGAGCUGAAGAAGAAGAGGAACAAUAAAGAAGGAGAAAAGAAGAAGAAAGCUCUCAUUUUGUUGCAGAAGUAUUAAGCCAUGAGAGGAAGAAAUUAAAAUCAGAGCUCUAGAUGUCAAAGGAGCAUCAGAUAUCAUUUGGCAUGAUCCAGCCAUCAUCUUCCACGCAUCCAAACUACAUGCAGGAGGCUGCAGGGGCAUAUGAAAUGGGGGAUUUUGAUCAGGCUUUUUUUAUGUAUCUUGAUGGACAGGAACAGAAAGAAACACUGAAAAUUUUCCCUUCAGAGCCAAUGCAUGUAGAACCAUCUUCUAAGCCUUUGAAUGAUGAUUUACAGUACAGUAUGAGCUUAGACUCUCCAGCAGUGAAAAGAGCUUCUAAGAAAGCAGAAGAACAAAACAUGGAGUUAUGCAGCAGAAAAAAUACAUCUGCAACUAAUCCUCAUAUUUCAGCGAGGAGUGACGGAUUACCUCUGAAGAAAGAAGGAAGCAGCAAGGCUACAACAUCAUGCUCAGAUCAUGAGGGGCCAAAAACACCAGAUGCUAAGACAUUAAGACGGCUUGCUCAAAAUAGAGAGGCAGCAAGGAAGAGCAGACUGAGGAAGAAGGCAUAUGUCCAACAACUAGAGUCGUGUAAGAUGAAGCUUAAUCAGCUAGAGCAAGAGAUUCAAAGGGCACGGACACAGGGCGUCCUCCUUGGGGCUGGCAUUUUAGGAGAACAAGGCUUAGCUACAAGCUCCGAUUGCCUCAGCUCAGGUGCUGCGGCUUUCGACAUAGAGUAUGCAAGAUGGGUAGAAGAGCACCACCGCCUAAUGAUGGAGCUUCGGACGGCGAUGCAGGAACGAGUACAAGAACAUGAGCUUCAUAUAUAUGUGGGCAGCUGUGUCGCGCAUUACAACACAUUGAUGAAUUUGAAGAGCAUGGCUAUCAAAGCAGAUGUGUUUCAUAUCAUCUCUGGAAUGUGGAAGACGCCUGCGGAGCGUUGCUUCCUUUGGAUUGGAGGAUUCUGCCCUUCCGAGCUCAUCAAGGUUGUUGUGUGCCACAUCGAGCCCUUAACAGAGCUACAACUACUGGGAAUAAGCAAAUUACAGCACUCUGCACAAGAGAGCGAAGAGGCCCUUAGCCAAGCACUUGAAGCCCUCUAUCAAUCUCUGGCUGACUCCAUUGUUUCCAGCUCUUUCAGCUUCACAUCCAACAUGGCCAAUUACAUGGGUCAAAUGGCCAUAGCUAUGAAUAAGCUCUCUACACUCGAAGGCUUCAUUAGACAAGCUGACAACCUAAGACUGCAAACACUUCACAGACUCUAUGAAAUAUUAACGGCACGCCAGAGUGCAAAGUGCUUCUUGGCCAUCUCUGAAUAUUUCCAUCGCCUCCGAGCUCUAAGUUCCCUUUGGCUUUCUCGCCCAAGGCAUGACUAAUGCAUAUAUGUAUCAUCAAAGAAACAAUAAAAAAUUACAUCUAGAUGAUGAAUGAGCAGACGAUGGUGUGGAUCACAUCACUCCGUCUAACGCACGGCGUAAUACGAUCCACACCAUCACCUGAACGGUAUGGUUAAACCGGAUAGGGAUAGUUAUUACCAUAUAUAGUGAUUGCAUUAAUAUGUGGUUGGUUUAGCUAUCGAUGUAUUUUACUUAGAUGUAUAGAUAAAAGAGAAUUGUUAAUCAUUAUAUACUUCAUUAUGAAAGCACACAUUCCAUUUGGCUAAUUUAAGAAUUCCUACGUCUCCGGCAUCACAUAUUUUGCUACUUUGUCAUGUUUUAAUUCAAAUGUAUAAUAUAAUUUAACAUAGUUUAUGAUGUCAUAAUGCUCAACCAUGUAAUUAAUUAGUUAUGAAU
This is a messenger RNA of Phalaenopsis equestris, 1961 nucleotides long. Its product is annotated as bZIP transcription factor TGA10-like. The record is from RefSeq and is a predicted model, not a curated record. Lineage: Eukaryota; Viridiplantae; Streptophyta; Magnoliopsida; Asparagales; Orchidaceae. Gene Ontology annotation, biological process: DNA-templated transcription; regulation of DNA-templated transcription. Gene Ontology annotation, molecular function: sequence-specific DNA binding; DNA-binding transcription factor activity. The transcript has 11 exons. The coding region runs from base 243 to 1544 and encodes 433 amino acids.